CCUCGCACCGCCUCCUUCCGCCUCGCCCUCGCCACCGCCUCCCUCCGCCUCACCGUCGCCACCUCCUCCAUCUGCCUCACCGUCUCCGCCGCCGCCGUCCGCCUCGCCCUCGCCGCCGCCGCCGUCAGCCUCGCCCUCGCCGCCGCCACCGUCAACGCCGCCGCCGUCCGCCUCGCCCUCGCCGCCGCCUCCUUCCGCCUCGCCCUCGCCACCUCCUCCAUCCGCCUCACCGUCGCCACCGCCUCCCUCCGCCUCACCGUCGCCACCUCCUCCAUCUGCCUCACCGUCUCCGCCGCCGCCGUCCGCCUCGCCCUCGCCGCCGCCGCCGUCCGCCUCGCCCUCGCCGCCGCCACCGUCUCCGCCGCCGCCGUCCGCCUCGCCCUCGCCGCCGCCGCCGUCCGCCUCGCCCUCGCCGCCGCCACCGUCGCCACCUCCUCCAUCCGCCUCACCGUCUCCGCCGCCGCCGUCCGCCUCGCCCUCGCCACCGCCGCCGUCCGCCUCGCCCUCGCCGCCGCCUCCCUCCGCCUCACCGUCGCCACCUCCUCCAUCCGCCUCACCAUCUCCGCCGCCGCCGUCCGCCUCGCCCUCGCCGCCGCCACCGUCAACGCCGCCGCCGUCCGCCUCACCCUCGCCGCCGCCUCCUUCCGCCUCGCCCUCGCCACCGCCUCCCUCCGCCUCACCGUCGCCACCUCCUCCAUCUGCCUCACCGUCUCCGCCGCCGCCGUCCGCCUCGCCCUCGCCGCCGCCGCCGUCCGCCUCGCCCUCGCCGCCGCCACCGUCAACGCCGCCGCCGUCCGCCUCGCCCUCGCCGCCGCCUCCUUCCGCCUCGCCCUCGCCACCGCCUCCUUCCGCCUCACCGUCGCCACCUCCUCCAUCUGCCUCACCGUCUCCGCCGCCGCCGUCCGCCUCGCCCUCGCCGCCGCCGCCGUCCGCCUCGCCCUCGCCGCCGCCGCCGUCGCCACCUCCUCCAUCUGCCUCACCGUCUCCGCCGCCGCCGUCCGCCUCGCCCUCGCCACCGCCGCCGUCCGCCUCACCGUCUCCCCCGCCGCCGUCCGCCUCACCGUCUCCGCCGCCGCCGUCCGCCUCGCCCUCGCCGCCGCCGCCGUCCGCCUCGCCCUCGCCGCCGCCACCGUCAACGCCGCCGUCGUCCACCUCGCCGUCGCCGCCGCCUCCUUCGGCGUCGCCGUCGCCACCGCCUCCGUCCGCGUCACCGACGCCACCUCCUCCGUCCGCCUCACCGUCGCCGCCGCCGCCGUCGGCCUCGCCCUCGCCGCCGCCGCCGUCCGCCUCGCCGUCGUCGCCGCCGCCGUCAACGCCGCCGUCGUCCGCAUCGUCGUCGCCGUCGCCUCCUUCCGCGUCGCCGUCGCCAUCGCCUCCGUCCGCGUCACCGUCGGCACCUCCUUCAUCUGCGUCACC
Messenger RNA from Emiliania huxleyi CCMP1516, 1416 nucleotides. RefSeq lists its product as hypothetical. NCBI's taxonomy places the organism in Eukaryota, Haptophyta, Isochrysidales, Noelaerhabdaceae. The record is from RefSeq and is a predicted model, not a curated record. The annotation marks the transcript as partial. The transcript has a single exon.